GCCAUCUUGUCGACGCGCGGGUGCUUUCGCUCUUGCCAAGUAGCCGUAUUUCGCUUCAGUUCCCAGGCUUCCCAUAGUGGCAUCCGCGGAGAACGUUGAGCCGGCGCUGAAAAACACACCCUCCGCAAAUGGCCGCUCCUGGGUAGAUUGAGGUGUCCUGCAAGAUGACACGUUUAUCAUCUGGGAGUUUCUACUCGCCUUUUACUUAGUGGGACUGUUUCAAUAACUUCCGUAGUGGUGGGAGCUGGAGAUUUCCUUGGUCCGAAGACCUCCCUGCCUACGUAUUUCUCCUGGUAGAAUGACAGGAAAAAGCCAGACUUUAAGUUUCCAACUCCCAGCUGUUGCACAGCCCGCUUCAGUGGAUAGCCACGUAUAUCCGUUUGGGAACAAUCUUAGUUCUGACAGUGAUGUUUUGGAAGAUGAAAUUGAAAUAUAUGAAUUGCGACCUCGGGGAAAAGAGAAAACUCGGAGAAGCACUUCAAGAGAAAGAAUGGAUGAUAUUGUAUUUAUAACUAAAGAUAUACAAGAAGGAGACACACUAAAUGCAUUAGCUCUUCAGUAUAGUUGUUCAGUAGCAGAUAUCAAACGGGUGAACAAUCUUAUCACAGACCAGGACUUCUUUGCACUAAGAACUAUUAAAAUUCCAGUUAAAAAGUUCAGCCUUCUGACAGAGACACAUUGUUUUCCAAAAAAUAGACAGAAUUCAAGAUCUGCCGCCUCUUCAUAUUCCACAGAAUUCUCAGAUUCAUCACUAGCACCUGAGUUGUUCUCGUCUACUGAAACAGCUGGUAACUUUUUGAAAGAAGUGGACCGUGAUAUAGAACAAAUAGUGAAGUGUAAUGCUACCAAAAGAGAAAAUCUUAAUGAAGUUGUUUCUGCUUUAUCAACCCAACAAUUGAACUUUGAACCAGAUGGUAAAACUGUCAGACAGAAAGAUCCUUAUUAUGGUGCAGACUGGGGAAUUGGAUGGUGGACAGCAGUGGUAAUAAUGGUGGUAGUAGGCAUUAUAACGCCUGUUUUUUAUCUUUUAUACUACGAAGUUUUGGUCAAAGUGGAUGUCAGUCAUCAUUCUACAGUGGAAUAUUCGUUAGUUGCACCAUCUCAGUCAAAGCCAUUAGAAAAUGAAAUAAAGCAGCCUAUUUCAUGAGGAUUAAGUUUUGGUUUUACAUGCUAAAUGUCUGAGCAUUCUUGCCAUAUAUUCUGCAAAGAAGCAUGAAAAUGUUUUGAGUGGAACUGUAAAGUGGCUAUCCAAUGAUAAUAUACUGUGUGUGUGGAAAAGUAGUCAAUAUAUUGAAAAAGUAAAAGUAUCUGGAUUUGCUAAAAUAUAUGGAUUUAAGCUGCCACCCUGCCAUUGAAAUUAAUACAACUGUAAUCAAUCUAAGUGAAGGCCAUUAGUGUAAACUUCAUAUUUACUUAAAAAUGUUUACUCUGGCUUUAAUGGUAUGGAGAUUCUAUUUACAUCAAGCAAUAAUAUCUUCUACCAUAGUAUAUGGAAUUAGGAAUAGUUUGGUUUUUUAGAUUUACUGAACAAGAACACUGCUUGGUAUUGCUGAACAGAAUAAUCAGUUUGAAUUAUUUGAAGAGCACUAUAUAAUGAAAAGGAACCAAUGAUUCAUAUAAUUCCUUUGUUCUAACUGCAAUGAGUGUCAGAGAAUGAAACCUAAACAGAAAAAAGGUGAAAGAAUUCCACAUUCUUUGAACUUCUUUGUUCCUAAAGUGCUCGUUGCAUUGAAUAAUACUGCAUAUCUUCAAAUGCAGAAGAGCUGUUUACUGUACACAAGCAGUUUGCACAAACUCCCUCUUAUAAAUGAUUUAGAAUUAAAGUGAAAGAAUACUACCUACUUGCAGGAAACCAGGAAUGGUAAUAUGAUAUCAGAUUUCUUUCAAGAUCAUAACAAUGACAUUGUGGAAGUUAAACAAUCCAUUGCCACUAAUGUAUCACAUGUACAGUUGAGCUGAAUAUUGUGCUAAGCCAUUAAAUGCUUGGGCUUUCAUUUGGUAUAUUAUUAUAACCUAACCAUUGGGAUAUUUAAAGAACCUUUUUGACUUAGUUCUACUAGUUAAUUUUUUUUAAAGUGGAAAACCAUGUUUCGGCAGCUAUGGUUUAGUGCACUUUAUAAAGCUAAUUCUGUACAUGGAUAAGACUUAGAGGAUGGCAGCCACACAAAAUGUAUAAAAAUACAUUAAACAAAUACAGUAUUAGUGGCUUAUUUCCUUCUUGAAUCUUCUAAUUUGGAACUUUUCUAUUGUGUUUGCACCCAUUCAGGGCCUUCCUGCAUUAGCUACCUAAUCAAUAUUAUUUUGGAAAACAAACCUAUUGUUCCUUAGGGCAUUAUUGGAAAUGUACUACAAGUGUAUACUUAAGAGAGGGAAAAGGACAUUCUUUUCAUUUUAGCAUAUGAUUAGUUGCAAAGCAAAGAAAUACAAGUGGAAUAUUUCUGAAAAUUUAAAGACAUGCUCUAUAAUUGGCACAUUAGAAGCCAAGUAUGACUGACUUAUAGAACUAGAAAACAAAAAAUAAUAAGCUGUGCAAUACUAUUUUAAAGAUCUCUAUGCCAUAAAACAUACAGGGUGGCAUAUAGUAAUGUUUUUUAACCAUCUACACUUUUUUGAAGUACCAGAAGUUGAGUACCUCAAGUAUGCUACAUUUUUUUUUUUUUCUUAUAACUUGAAUUAAGAAGUUUGAAAGGAAAAUAUUAAAGGAAGAUACAGUAUAAGUAUAGGUUAAACAGUCUUGGGUUUUAUCAUAGCUCAGGAGUUGUGCCUUAUUUCUACAACUGAAAAAUAUUGAUCUAUAGUGUUUCAUGAAUAAGUAGUAUACUUACAAAUGAAAGGUUUCUUCAUAAAAAUUAUGUAAACAAGUCCGUUUUGAAACUAAGGUCAAGAAUAUGUAAGCUAUAAAUCCUUAUGCAAUGUUGCUGUAUGUUUUUAUCUUUCCCAAAGUACAUUUUCAUCAUGUGAAGGACUGAAAAGACUAUGAAAAGUUAAUAUGAAGUUAAAGAAAAAACCUGGAGUACUAAGUUAAGAAAUUCCACUAAAAUAAAGCAAUUAAAUUCAGAAUAUCAGGUUUGUGAGUAUACUACAUAACUGAAGCAUAUGAAAUAGUUUAAUUGUCAUUUGGAAAAGAAAUUUUCACAAAAUGAGAUUUAUGUAAGUUUCAGAAUUUAUCAAAAGGCCUUUGGCCAGAGUAUUAUUUCAAAAAGAAUAUAAAUAAAUAUAUAUAUAUAUUUCUAA
Ahaetulla prasina is the source of this 3234-nucleotide messenger RNA. RefSeq names its product LysM domain containing 3 (gene LYSMD3). Gene Ontology annotation, cellular component: Golgi apparatus. Gene Ontology annotation, biological process: Golgi organization. The record is from RefSeq and is a predicted model, not a curated record. Lineage: Eukaryota; Metazoa; Chordata; Lepidosauria; Squamata; Colubridae. The transcript has 4 exons. Bases 299 to 1147 code for a protein of 282 amino acids.